GCUCCGCGUGAGGUGAGAAUGCAAACGCGCCUCGUCUCCCGUGGGAGUCGGGCGCACCCCCGUCCCGCCCCCUCCACUCGCAGGUCCGCUGUGGCGGUGGGAGGUGGGACUAGCUGGAGGCUGCGGACUGCGCCAAGCAGAUUUAUGGUCUGCAUUAUGCCUGGAGCCAGCAGCAGGCUUGCUCUUUUCUUCCUUGGCUAUUACGCUGCUGCCACUGCUCUGGAAGGCGUCGCCGGCAAGGACUGCGGGGCUGAUCAUCACCGAUACUAUGUGGCUGCUGUGUAUGAGCACCAGUCCAUCCUGAGUCCAGACCCCCUGGAGCUCACUAGCCGCCAGCAGGCCUUGGAGCUUAUGAACCAGAACCUGGACAUCUAUGAACAGCAAGUGCUGACCGCAGCCCAGAAGGGUGUGCAGAUUAUAGUGUUUCCAGAAGAUGGCAUUCAUGGGUUCAACUUUACAAGAACAUCUAUUUUCCCAUUUUUGGACUUCAUGCCAUCUCCCCAGCUGGUCAGGUGGAACCCGUGCCUGGAGCCCCACCGUUUUGCUGACACGGAGGUCCUCCAGCGUUUGAGUUGCAUGGCCAUCAAGGGAGAGAUGUUCUUGGUGGCCAAUCUAGGCACGAAACAGCCUUGUCUCAGCAGUGACCCAAGGUGCCCCCAUGACGGGUACUACCAGUUUAACACAAAUGUGGUGUUCAGUAGUAACGGCACCCUUGUUGACCGUUAUCGCAAACACAACCUCUACUUUGAGGCAGCUUUUGAUACCCCUCUUCAAGUGGAUCACAUCACCUUCGAUACCCCCUUUGCUGGCAAGUUUGGCGUCUUCACUUGCUUUGACAUCUUGUUCUUUGACCCUGCUGUCACACUCAUCAGAGACUUGGAAGUAAAGCACAUUGUGUACCCGACCGCCUGGAUGAACCAGCUCCCGCUUUUGGCAGCCAUUGAAAUUCAGAAAGGUUUUGCCAUGGCCUUUGGCGUCAAUGUUUUGGCAGCUAACAUCCAUCACCCAUCUCUGGGGAUGACAGGAAGUGGCAUACAUACCCCUCUAAAGUCCUUUUGGUACCACAACAUGGUAAGCCCCAAAGGUCAGCUUAUAAUUUCCCAGCUACCCCAAAAUCCGUCAUGUCUUGUUGGGACAGAGAAGGCAAAAGAUAAAAUGGACUCAUUCCACAGUAAGUUUUUAAAAAUGGUGUCAAGUGACCCGUAUUGUGAGAAGGAUGCACAGGAAGUCCAUUGUGAGGAAGCUUCAAAGUGGAACACGAACGGGCCUCCCCCGUUCCACUCAGAGAUGAUGUACGACAAUUUCACACUGGUCCCUGUGGAGGGAAAGGAAGGCCAUCUCCGAGUCUGUUCCAACAACCUCUGCUGCUACUUACUCUAUGAGAGGCCUGUCGUGUCCCAAGAGCUGUAUGCCCUGGGGGUCUUCAGUGGCCUCCACACAGUGCACGGCACGUACUCCAUUCAGGUCUGCGCCCUGGUCAAGUGUGGAGGACUUGGCUUCGACACGUGUGGCCAGGAGAUCACAGAGGCAACGGGGCUAUUUGACUUUUACCUGUGGGGGAACUUCAGCACUUCCUAUAUCUUCCCUUUGUUUCUGACCUCAGGGAUGACCCUGCAGACCCCUGACCAGCUGGGCUGGGAGAAUGAGCACUAUUUCCUUAGGAAGACUGGACUGUCAUCCGGUCUGGUAACUGCAGCUCUCUAUGGGCGGUUGUAUGAGAGGACCUAGGCCCAGAGUGAGGCCUGGGGGUAGAUGCUGGUCAUUGUGUGGACAACCCCGCCCUUUCACAGAGGACCACUGGGCCUGGAGGGGGGGAAGCCCACUCCUGGGGCAUACCACAUGGUUCCCUGAGGACUGCAGGAAGCCACGGAAGAGGCAGGUUCCCUCUUCCUCUUCAGUGUCAAUGACAGAUGUUUUCUGGUAUUUUCUGUUCCAUUUGUCUUUUUCAAGCCACUUCUGGCAAAUCUUUUAAGUACACAAUUGGUUUAAAAUAAAUAUGUCAGUUGAUACUUUA
Messenger RNA from Dipodomys ordii (Ord's kangaroo rat), 2014 nucleotides. RefSeq names its product biotinidase (gene Btd). Bases 19 to 1728 code for a protein of 569 amino acids. The transcript has 4 exons. The record is from RefSeq and is a predicted model, not a curated record. Lineage: Eukaryota; Metazoa; Chordata; Mammalia; Rodentia; Heteromyidae. Gene Ontology annotation, molecular function: hydrolase activity, acting on carbon-nitrogen (but not peptide) bonds, in linear amides.